This is a messenger RNA of Pterocles gutturalis (yellow-throated sandgrouse), 1935 nucleotides long. RefSeq names its product checkpoint with forkhead and ring finger domains, E3 ubiquitin protein ligase (gene CHFR). The record is from RefSeq and is a predicted model, not a curated record. Gene Ontology annotation, cellular component: nucleus. Gene Ontology annotation, biological process: ubiquitin-dependent protein catabolic process; protein ubiquitination; mitotic cell cycle checkpoint signaling. Gene Ontology annotation, molecular function: ubiquitin-protein transferase activity. Lineage: Eukaryota; Metazoa; Chordata; Aves; Pterocliformes; Pteroclidae.
AUGUUGCUUAUCUUUAUGAAUCCUUAAACACAAAACAUGAUGCAACUCAAGAACCAGUAGAAGUUAAUGCAGAAAACCAAUGCCAUGUGACCAAAGAUACCUCAAGUACAGGAAGAAGUAAUGAUGAGACCCAAAUUACCUCAUCACCGUCAGCUACUCAGUCUUGCUAUGAGGAACCACAGCCAUCUACUUCUACAUCUAACCUCUUUAAUGCUUCUUCUACCUCUCUUAUUGAGUCAAAAAAACAGAAUAAUCCUUCUACAUCUGGAUCACAAUCCUCAGCUUUCACUCCUGUGCCUGCUUUCCCCAUCUUAGGAUCUGUGUGUCUAGGAGCACUGCAUGAUGAACAUGAAAAGCUGGAUAUGAAUACUGAAACUUCUGCAAUCACUUCAGAAAUCACUGACAAAGAAAAAGAAGAAUCAGAUUCUCAAAGGACAGGGGAGGAGGAAGGUUUGGAACCUGCUAAGAAGAAACUAAAAGGAGAUGAAGAUGCUUGUCCAAAUCUUCCACCAGCAGCUCCAAGUGAAUGUAUAAUUAAAAUUGGCUCUGAAGAUGCAAAAACACCAAAUGUGAAACCGGAUAAGAUGGAAGAAACAUUAACUUGCAUUAUCUGCCAAGAACUGCUGCAUGACUGUGUAAGCUUGCAACCUUGUAUGCAUACUUUUUGUGCUGCGUGCUACUCAGGAUGGAUGGAAAGAUCUUCUCUAUGUCCAACUUGUCGUUGUCCGGUAGAACGUAUUUGUAAAAAUCACAUAUUGAACAACUUGGUUGAAGCUUAUCUGAUUCAGCAUCCAGAUAAGUGUCGUAAUGAAGAUGACGUGCGUAGCAUGGAUGCUAGAAACAAAAUUACUCAAGACAUGUUGCAACCUAAGGUGCGGAGAUCUUUUUCAGACGAGGAAGGAAGUUCUGAAGAUCUAUUGGAAUUGUCAGAUGUAGAUAGUGAAUCUUCAGAUAUCAGUCAACCAUAUAUAGUAUGCAGACAGUGCCCAGGCUAUCGAAGACACUCUGUUCCAACUCUGCCUGGCACAGGCCAAGAGACAGAGCCAGGAGGAAUGCAAGCACUGGGAGAUGCACCGUCUACAUCUGCCAACUUCCCUGCAGCUGUCCAGGAAUAUGUGUGUCCUGCUCAAGGAAGUCAUGUAAUAUGCACCUGCUGCUUUCAGCCAAUGCCUGACCGAAGAGCAGAGCGUGAACAGAAUCCUCAUGUUGCUCCUCAGCAAUGUACAGUUUGUCUGCAACCCUUCUGUCACUUAUACUGGGGCUGCACUCGGAUGGCGUGUUUUGGCUGUUUGGCACCAUUCUGUGAAAUAAAUCUUGGUGAUAAGUGUUUGGAUGGAGUCCUAAAUAACAACCACUACGAGUCAGAUAUCCUAAAGGAUUACCUGGCAUCCAGGGGUUUGACAUGGAAAAAUAUGUUAAAUGAAAGUCUCUUAGCUCUUCAAAGAGGAGUUUUUAUGUUGUCAGAUUACAGAAUUACUGGCAACACAGUGCUUUGCUACUGUUGUGGCCUUCGCAGCUUUCGAGAACUUGCCUACCAGUACAGGCAGAAUAUUCCUGUUGCUGAAUUGCCAGUGACUGUCACGUCACGUCCUGAUUGCUACUGGGGGCGCAACUGUCGAACUCAGGUCAAAGCACAUCAUGCCAUGAAAUUCAAUCACAUUUGUGAACAAACACGAUUCAAGAACUGAAUACUUAUCGUCUGUAGAGAGGGGACAAAAACCUGUUACACUGCUUGUACAGUUUAAGGUUUCAGGGGAUCUUCUCAGUUCCCCCUCAGCAGGGAAUUGAUAACUUUUGCAUCAGGUAAUCUGGUGUGAACUUUUUAAUUUGUAGAACUUUACAGCUGUACAUGAACAAGGUAGAUUUUUUUUUUUCCAAGAAAGUCCAGCAAGCAUUGCAUUCCAUCUUCAUGACUACAGUGUCCCUGUGUCACUU